Messenger RNA from Haemonchus placei, 1404 nucleotides. The record is from the annotation of a GenBank genome assembly. NCBI's taxonomy places the organism in Eukaryota, Metazoa, Nematoda, Chromadorea, Rhabditida, Trichostrongylidae.
UUGGUUUGGCUUUUCUGUUUUCAGGAGAAUAGGUUUGAUACCGUUUUUGUUCCGUCUGCGUUUGUUCCACCGAAGUUAUCGUCGAAGCCGUUGUUCUUUGAUUACUUCCCAACGACAGAUGAGAUAGGCAAACGAUGGAUCCCCAGUACUGCGAAAAAGGAAGGUGUCGAUUCGGAAAUAGCUAAAUACAAUGGUAAAUGGGAAAUAGGCCCAUCUUCCGAGGUUUCUAUUGAAGGCGAUUACGGAUUGAUUGUCCGCACUAAAGCACGACAUCAUGCAAUCGCUGCAAAAUUGGACGAGCCUUUCAGUUUCGCUGAUAAACCAUUGGUUGUUCAAUAUGAGGUUCGUUAUGAAGAAGGCCAAGAGUGUGGUGGAGGAUACCUGAAACUGCUCAGCGUAGGUGCCGAAAAGAAUCUCGCUGCAGUACAGGUAAGACAAAACUCCGUACACUAUUAUGUUCGCUGCACUGCCUGUAUUCAGGAAUAUCAUGCCAAACAACCGUCUAACAUCGGUUCUACCUAUUGGGAUGAUCACCAAACACAUCUCUAUACCUUGGUUGUUAAACCAGAUGGAAAAUUCUCGGUUUCAGUCGAUCAGAAAGAAAUCAUGUCAGGAAACAUGCUGAACGACCUUCAACCAUCGUUGCAACCUCCAAAGCAAAUCGCUGACCCUACCGAUAAAAAACCAGCUGAUUGGGAUGACAGGGCGGAAAUCGAAGAUGAAAGCGCUGUCAAGCCAGAUGAUUGGGAUGAGAGCCAGCCUAGCGAAGUCGUCGAUGAAAACGCCGUAAAGCCUUCAGAUUGGCUCGAGAAUGAAGUGUGUUGCUCAACUAAUGUUCUUUCUUUUCGAUAUCCUUUUGUAGGCAAGUGGGUGCGUCCGAAAAUCGCUAAUCCUGCCUAUCGCGGAGUUUGGGCUCCUCGUCAAAUAGAAAAUCCUCAUUUUUUCGAGCCGAAGCCAUUCGACGGUCUUGCAACAAUCACGGCUAUAGGCAUUGAAUUAUGGACAAUGAGUCAAAAUAUCAUCUUCGACAAUAUCUUGGUGUGCGAAUCGGAAGAUCUGGCAGCCGAGAUCGCUAAGCAGACCUACACUGUGAGACGUGCAGAAGAUGCACGAUUAGCUUCGAGUCAAGGCAAAGGAGCUGGGAUAGUACAGGGUAUUGUAGAUGCAGCAAAUGAGCGUCCCUGGUUGUGGGUAGUCUACGUGCUUUGCAUCCUUAUUCCGAUCAUCCUCAUUGGUGUUUGCUGCUUCGGUCGCAAGUCUAAUGCUGAUUAUGCCGCUGAAAGAAAGAAGACGGACGCUCCUGAGAUUGAUGACGAGGUGCCCAAUUUGGUUGACGAUGAAGAAGAUGAAAAGGAUCUGGAAGAAGCCGAGAUGGAAGAGGUAAGAAUUGCUCCUCAAUCUUAA